AUGUCGAGUGAGAAAAGCGAGUCCGCGCCCGCGGCGGCAGACCCGGUCGUCGAGUCUGAGAAGAAGGCGAAACCGGGCGCGUCAUGGAAGGCGAACGAGGAGCAUGUACUUCCUCCCAAUAAUCUGCCCAUCGUCUUUACGGGUUUGAUGUGCUGCACCUUCUUGGCUGCGCUGGACCAGACGAUCGUCGCCACAGCACUACCGACCAUUGUCGCAAAGCUGGGCGGAGGCUCGAACUACAGUUGGGUCGGAACCGCCUACCUUCUUGCCGCGGCUGCUCUCUCGCCCUUGUAUGGCAAACUGUCCGACAUUACUGGCCGCAAACCCAUUCUCUAUGCGGUCAUCGUGAUCUUCCUCAUUGGCUCUGCCCUAUGUGGCGCGGCGCAGAACAUGACAUGGCUCAUCGUCUGCCGUGCCGUACAAGGAAUCGGCGGCGGUGGCAUCAUCCAGCUUGUCAUUAUCACGAUAUCCGACAUUGUCAGCUUGCAAGACCGUGGCAAGUACGGGGGUGCGAUCGGUGCGACGUGGGGUAUUGCCAGUGUGGUGGGCCCUCUAAUUGGUGGUGUCUUCACAGACCAUGUUUCGUGGCGGUGGUGCUUCUUCAUCAAUCUGCCCACAGGCGGCGUUGCCUUUGCACUGCUUUUCUUCUUCCUGCACCUGAACCCGCACCAGGGUCGGACUUUGAGGCAGCAUGUCGCUGACUUCGACUUCCUCGGCCUUUUCCUGCUUGUCGCCGGAGUCAUCUGCCUUCUCAUUGGCUUCAACUCCGGAGAGACUGAUUGGUCUACCGCGGAAACCAUCGCUCUUCUGACAGUAGGCGCCGUUCUACUCGUCGUGGCAUUCAUCAAUGAGAUCUACACUACACGCUCCCCCAUUAUCCCGCCACGUUUAUUCAAGACCCGUACGACUGCUAUCAUACUCAUCAGUGUAAUCCUACACGCCAUCACUUUCUUCGGCGCGUCAUACUACCUGCCGCUAUACUUCCAGGUUCUGGGUAGCGAUGCUACGAUGUCCGGUGUUCGCAUGAUUCCCUUCUCUGUCAGCGCCGCCAUCGUUUCUGCAGUUACCGGUAUUCUGGUUUCUCGCCUGGGUUCCUACCGUCCGAUUGUUUGGGUAGGGUGGACGAUCAUGACUCUGGGCUACGGUCUGAUGACCAUGCUGGACGACACCUCCAACGACGCGGAGAAGGUGCUCUAUAUCUUUGUGGCAGCGCUCGGUGUCGGCUGCCUUUUCCAGACGCCCUUGAUCGGUCUCCAGGCUGCUAUGCCGCUCAAAGAUAUGGCUACAUCCACCGCGACAUUCGGUUUCCUGCGUACUCUUGGCGGUACCAUCGGUAUCUCCAUCGGUCAGGCGAUCUACUCCAGCGUGCUCAAGCAGAAGAUCAAGACCUUGGGCAUCGACUUUGAUACGUCUCCCGCGGCACUUGCUGAGAGUGUACGCACGCUCAAGGAUAUCCCUGAUCCUGCUACUCGUCAAGCGGUCAUUCAUGCAUUCUCGAAGGCCAUCAGUACCAUCUGGAUCGUGAACACCCCUCUGGCUGGUGUAGGCUUGAUCAUGGUCAUCUUCAUCAAAGGGUACUCGCUAAAGCGCACGACCGUACAAGCGACCAAGAAAGACGCAGAGGCGGGGGAGCCUUCAGCAGCAGCACUACCCGGCGCAGCAGACGACGAGAAGCCCGUUGCUCAAGAGAAAGCUGGACGGGAUAGCGCCGAGACAAAGCGCAUGUCUGCAGCCGACGAGCCUGCGACAGAAAAAGCGGACAGGAUCUCAGAGAAGACGUCCGUAUAA
Molecule: messenger RNA, 1788 nt
Organism: Peniophora sp. CBMAI 1063
Lineage: Eukaryota; Fungi; Basidiomycota; Agaricomycetes; Russulales; Peniophoraceae
Source: the annotation of a GenBank genome assembly